This is a messenger RNA of Balearica regulorum gibbericeps (East African grey crowned-crane), 1872 nucleotides long. The record is from RefSeq and is a predicted model, not a curated record. NCBI's taxonomy places the organism in Eukaryota, Metazoa, Chordata, Aves, Gruiformes, Gruidae.
UUCAGUUUAUCAAGUGACAAAGAUGCCCACGCCAGUGACAAUGAUGAGAAUGCGGAGCGUGGCAACUGGUCAAACAAAGGCGACUACCUGCUCUCCAUGGUGGGCUACGCUGUGGGCCUCGGCAACGUCUGGCGGUUUCCCUACCUCACCUACCAGAACGGCGGAGGUGCUUUUCUAAUCCCAUACACCCUGAUGUUGGCAUUAGCUGGCUUGCCCUUAUUUUUCAUGGAAUGUUCCCUUGGGCAGUUUGCCAGUCUAGGGCCAAUUUCCGUCUGGAGAAUAUUACCAUUGUUUCAAGGAGUGGGCAUCACAAUGGUCAUCAUCUCAACAUUUGUGGCGAUCUACUACAAUGUUAUCAUUGCCUAUGCACUCUACUACUUAUUUGCCUCAUUUCAAAAAGUGUUGCCGUGGUCAGACUGCUUUUCCUGGGCAGAUGAUUUCUGCAGCAAAACUCGAUUAGUAAGCGACUGCAAUGCAACCUUACAUGGAGAAAUCGUUCAUGCAAACUACUCAUUCAUCACAAACAAUAAUCUCACGUGUAUAAAUGGCACCAUGAACUACAAACCAGUGCAAUUUCCCAGCGAACAAUACUGGAAUAAAGUGGCUCUUCAACGCUCAAGUGGGUUGGACGAGACCGGUAACAUUGUGUGGUACUUGGCGCUCUGCCUCCUCCUCUCCUGGAUGAUCGUUGGAGCCGCGUUGUUUAAAGGAAUAAAAUCUUCUGGAAAGGUCGUCUACUUUACUGCACUCUUCCCAUAUGUCAUCCUGCUCAUCUUGCUGGUGCGCGGUGCCACCCUGGAAGGUGCUCUGGAUGGCAUCGAGUACUACAUUGGGAGGCAGUCCAACAUCACCAAGUUGAUGGAGGCAGAGGUUUGGAAAGAUGCAGCCACCCAGAUAUUCUACUCCCUGUCUGUGGCAUGGGGGGGGCUUGUUGCUUUGUCUUCGUACAAUAAGUUCCACAACAACUGCUACUCAGAUGCCAUUUUAGUUUGUGUAACCAACUGCGCCACCAGCGUAUUUGCCGGGUUUGCGAUAUUCUCCAUUUUGGGACAUAUGGCAUUCGUGUCCGAGAGACCUGUCUCAGAGGUCGUGGACUCAGGAUUUGAUCUAGCAUUUGUAGCCUACCCAGAGGCUCUGUCCAAGUUACCAGUUGCUCCUCUGUGGUCCUUCUUGUUUUUCUUCAUGCUCCUGCUCUUGGGCCUUGACUCUCAGUUUGCCACCAUAGAAACACUUACAACCACCAUACAAGAUAUAUAUCCCAAAGUAAUGAAAAAGUUAAGAAUCCCUGUAACACUGGGUGUGUGCAUAUUGCUCUUCUUUCUUGGUCUUAUCUGUGUUACUCAGGCAGGAAUUUACUGGGUUAACCUAAUAGAUCACUUUUGUGCAGGAUGGGGAAUCCUUAUUGCAGCUGUCCUGGAGAUAAUAGGCAUUGUCUACAUUUACGGAGGAAACAGGUUCAUUGAAGACAUUGAAAUGAUGAUUGGAAAGAAGAGACGUUUAUUCUGGCUGUGGUGGAGAAUGUGCUGGUUUUUCAUUACUCCUGUGCUGUUAAUGGCAAUUUUGGUCUGGUCUCUGGUCACAUUUUCACCUCCCACUUAUGGCUCAGUGUUAUAUCCAGCCUGGGGAACUGCUGUUGGCUGGUGCAUGAUUAUCUUCUGUGUCAUCUGGAUUCCCAUCGUCGCUAUUCUAAAAAUAGUUAAAGCUGAAGGAAAUCUUUGUCAGCGCAUUGUAAGCUGCUGCAGGCCCGCUGCAAACUGGGGUCCCUACCUGGAAUGUCACCGAGGAGAAAGAUACAGCCAUAUUGUAGAUCCCAAAAAGGAAAAGGAACACGAGAUUCCUACUGUGUCUGGCUUUGUAUACACUCAACAAUGA